This is a messenger RNA of Patella vulgata (common limpet), 7128 nucleotides long. Its product is annotated as histone acetyltransferase KAT6B. The record is from RefSeq and is a predicted model, not a curated record. The transcript is spliced from 19 exons. Gene Ontology annotation, cellular component: MOZ/MORF histone acetyltransferase complex; nucleosome. Gene Ontology annotation, molecular function: histone acetyltransferase activity; DNA binding. NCBI's taxonomy places the organism in Eukaryota, Metazoa, Mollusca, Gastropoda, Patellidae. Gene Ontology annotation, biological process: nucleosome assembly; regulation of DNA-templated transcription. The coding region runs from base 413 to 6259 and encodes 1948 amino acids.
UUCUCCCUACCUUCAAGCGAUUCUCAACGUCUGUCGGCCAUAUUGGAUUUUGUUCUAUUCGCAAUGUCGGUUGGGCUUAAAAUAUGAUCAAUUUUUACGAAGAAAAUAUGAUUCUGGGUGUAGUUUAAUCUGUUGAGAAACGUUAUCAAAAUGGAUGACAUGGAGACUCUCCUCGACCAUAUUUACAUUCAUACAUGUAAAAUUUUAAAAUAAAAUUGUGCAUAUUUACAAUGUUACUUUAUUAAGUGCAUUUACAGAUUGUUUAUACAUAGUGCUAUUAUAAAAUAUAACUGUCACAUAGGAACUGUCAACCAUUUGGGAUUUUUUUUAAGACAUGUGACUGUAAUGAAUUGAACCAUAAUUUCAUGGUAUUUGAGUGUUUACAUUUUGGUGAAAUCAUUAUCAAAUUUCUAUGACAAUGGAAAGUAAUAGUGAGACACAGUGGUUAUUAGAAGCCAUUCGAAAAAUAAAGCAACAAAAGCAGAGGCCAAAUAUUGACAGAAUAUGCAAUGCUGUAAAGCAUGGUCAUCAAAUUACAAGAGAUGACAUUGAAAAACACUUGGAAAUAGCAGUGGAAAAUGGAGCUAUUCUUAAGGUGCAUAAUAAAGGAAUGGUGUCCUACAAAGAUCCAUGCCGAGUUGCACAGCUGAGUACAAGGUUAUUAAAAAUCGGUAAAAAAACGGAUUUGUCAAAAAUUAUUGCAAGAUCUGUUCGAGAACUUGGGGAAGUCCAUGGUUCUACACUGAGAGCAAUCGCAAAGUAUGUGCAGACGAGCUAUAACAUAGAAUUACAAGGAGAAACUGAACUUACUGCUCAAUUACAAACUUCAUUGAAGAAAGCAAUAGGUAAUGGUCUUUUAAUCAAAGAAGGCAGACAUGUUAAACUUGGCAAUGGAACAUUCAGUGAAACGGACUCUAAUAAUAGCAGUUUACAGGCCAGUUUUGAAGAAGAUCUGGAAAAUGUAGAAUUGAUAUUACCAUUUGAAAGAAAUAAAAAAAGAGCCAAACCUCUACCUUUGUGCAGUUUUUGUCUGGGAACUGCACAGGCAAAUAGAAAUGAUGAACAUGAAGAUUUAGUAUCUUGUGCUGACUGUGGCAGUAGUGGCCAUCCUUCUUGUCUAAAAUUCUCUCCUGAAGUUACAGCUAUUGUUAGAAAAUUACGAUGGCAGUGUAUUGAGUGUAAAAAAUGCUCUUUAUGUGGAAAUUCCGGAGUUGAGACUAACAUGCUGUUCUGUGAUGAAUGUGAUCGUGGUUACCAUAUGGUCUGUUGUGAUCCACCUCUCUCUAAACCACCCAAGGGAAAAUGGUCAUGUAAUUUGUGUGAUCCAGAUCGAGGGAAUAAAACUGGUCGUCAUUUUUUAGAAAUGGCAAUGAAAUACACAGCCAAAUGUCGUGCAAUGGCCAAUGAUCAAAAUAGUUCUAACUCUACCAAAAGCACACAUAGCAAAAGUACAACUCCCAAAGGUGCAAAGGGAAGACCAGUCAGUACACCAGUUAGAAUAGGAGGUACUCCUGGUAAAGUUGGAGGAACACCAGGUCGUGUUGGAAGACCUCCAAAAAAUAAAAAUAAAGAAAUCAAAGUUGUGGUAAAUGGACAUAAAAGUUCUAAAAGUGAUUCUGAAUCGGAUGAAGAUACUGUACCAUUCCACCCUCUGGAGGUGGACAGUGAUAAUGGUAGACCCAAAGGACUAGUAGAUGGUCUAUCUCGAUUCUUCACUCCAACAAAUAAACGCAAAUCUCGCGUGUCACUCAGUGCCUUUGACACGUUUCCUGUGGUUGUGAAAAAUGGGAAAAAACAGAAACCUAGCAAAUCUCAACAGGCAGCCAGUAAGCUGUUGAAAAAGUCAAAACUGCUUCAAGUUCACAAACGAAGGAAGAGUUGCGGUGAUUCACCAGGUACCAGCCAGUUAAAGGGUCUUUUUGAUGGCCUUUCUCACCUUUUUACUGCGCAAGGGGAGAGGAAACGUAAUUACUAUGCGCAGUACUCUCCCCCGCGACAAACAAAACAUAGUCUCUUUGUAUCUACCAGUACCCCGGUAGUGGAUAGUCCCUGUAGCAGUAAUCUUGAUGUCAAUGAUGUUUAUAACUUUGAUUGUUUAGAGAGCCCUGAACCAUUACCAGUUUUCAGGGGGGUAGGGAGGGGCAGGGGAUCUCACAAAAAGGACACUACUGACAGUUUUCCACUGUUUCCACCAAUUGAGAAGCGUAAAGAGCAGCAUGAUCAUAAGUUGAUGGACUGGCCCACCAAGGGUCGAGGCAGGGGAACACCUAAGGUUGAAUCAGAAAUAGAUCCUAGUGGUUUCUUUUCGCCUGGUGUCACAGAAACAGACAUUGAAAUGUUUAAUAAAGCUCGUGAAUUGGCACAAGAAUCUUUAACUCAGGCAGCCUCUACAUCUGAUGGCCCCCCACCAGAACCUCAGACUCGUUUCCCACCCUGUAUAGAAUUUGGUAAAUAUGACAUACAAACGUGGUAUUCAUCUCCAUAUCCUCAAGAAUAUGCAGGGUUACCAAAGCUUUAUAUCUGUGAAUAUUGUUUAAAGUUUAUGAAAAGUACCCGCUUACUCAAAAGACACAUGUCGAAAUGUCAAUUAAAUCACCCACCAGCCAAUGAGAUUUACCGUAAUGGAGAUUUAUCAGUGUUUGAGGUGGAUGGUAAUGUCAGUAAAAUAUAUUGUCAGAACUUAUGCCUACUGGCCAAACUGUUUCUAGAUCAUAAAACACUGUAUUAUGAUGUUGAACCAUUCCUAUUUUAUGUACUUACACAGAAUGAUAGUGAAGGCUGUCAUUUAGUUGGUUAUUUCUCUAAGGAGAAACAUUGUCAACAAAAAUAUAAUGUAUCAUGUAUAUUAUCAAUGCCUCAACAUCAAAGAAAAGGUUUUGGUAGAUUCCUGAUAGAAUUUAGUUAUUUAUUAUCACGUAUAGAAGAUCAACCAGGGUCACCGGAGAAACCUUUAUCUGAUUUAGGUAAAGUGUCUUAUUUAGCAUAUUGGAAGAGUAUUAUUAUGGAAUAUCUAUCUAAAUGUGAUGAAAGCAAGUUAACUAUUAAUGCAAUAAGUCGGACAACAGGGAUGUGUCCGUCAGAUAUAUCUAUAACAUUACAGAAUCUUAAUUUAAUGGCUAAAAAAGAUGGAAAGCUUGUUAUUGCUAAAAAUGAUAAAUUAAUCAGUGAAUAUAUGGAGAAAUUAAAGACACAGAAACGACUUGAGAUUGACCCAAAAUGUCUGCGAUGGACACCACUCAUCUCCACACAACAACUGCAAGAGGAAGAGGAAAAGGUUGAAAAUGAGCUGAAAAAGAUGACAGAAGAAAUAGAUGGUAUGACAGAAGAUAGAAAAGAUGGUAUUACAGUUGCUAGUCCACAGAAAGUAGAAACUCCUCCUGUAAAGAAAAAGCCUGGUAGAAAACCUGGAAGAAAAAGACUGAACAGUACAUUAAAUACUUCUCAAUCUUCAGAACCUGAAGCAAAGAGACCUCGUAGAACAGAAGAUAUAAGGAAUAACCAAUUCUAUACAGAUAAACCUGUUACUAAUGGUGUACAUAAGUCUCCACCUAAACAGCUUGCUAAGAAUAAAGCCAAUAAAGUUGUCAAGGUCCCCGGUAGGAGAGGUCGACCUCCUAAUAAAGAUAAACUUCUACAAUUGAUGCACAAAGUUGAAGAGAUAUCAGAAGAUGCUACACCACCAGCCAAAAAGAAGAUGGGGUGGCCUAAAGGUUUAAAAAGAGGGCCACCACAGAUCAGAGAGAAGAAACGAAUAGGGCGUCCUCGAAAGGUGAGUCAGUGGAGAAAAAAACUGGCUAACGUGAAGAAUACCAACAAUAAUCAUAGUCAACAAAAUGGUAAAAUAAAAGAAAAUGAUAGAGAUGUGGACAGUUCCGCAGCUGAGGAGAGUGAGAAAGAAAGUGAAAAAGAAAGUGAGAUUGAGAACUCGAGUCAAAAUGGUGAUGAGGAAAAUACUCAGUCAGAGACCACGGAAAUUGCUGCUGAAAAUGAUGUGGAUGAUAUGGAAACACAAAAUGAGAUGAGCAUAACCCAUGAACUAGAUGAUGGCGAUACAGCUUGUGAUGGGGAUGAUGAAAAACAAUCUGAUGAUGAAGAUAGUGACUCAUCAUCCUCUUCUUCGUCAUCUUCAUCAUCAUCCUCAUCAGAUGAAGAAGAAGAAGAGGAGGAAGAGGUUUAUGAAGGAGUUGAUCCAGACAUCUCUGCAACAUUAGAUGAAGAUACAAAAAUAUCGGAUUCUGUUUGUAAAUCUAUUGAAACACCUAUGGAAGAAGAUGAAGAAAUAAAAGAUGUGAUAGAACCACGUCAUAAUUAUAAAUCUGACAUAGAACCACCUAAAAUCAGUCACAUUGAUAGUCCGCAUAGUAUCGAACAAGUGAGAGAACCUAUUUUAAGUGUCUCUUCCGGUGUACCUGAACCUAGUCCUGUUAUCGAAGUUCCUGAUUCUCCUGAAGAAAAUAGCGAAGAACAGCCUGCUCCUUUAACACCUCAAGUGCCCACACCCGAUUCAGUUCCUGCGCCUCUAUCCCCUCCAGCACCUCUCUCGCCUUCUGCUCCUCUUUCACCACCAGCCCCACCCUCAGCGCCUUCACCAGAAUCUAAUAAAGCAGAUGAUGACGACAAUGAUGAUGAUGAUGAUGAUGAUAUAGAGGAAGAAGAACAACCAGUAAAUAGUCCCGCUUUAACAUCCGCAAGUGAACCAGCUGUCUUGACGCCAGCUGCUCCAACUCCGUCAGCUCUAACUCCAGCUGAAGAAUCGGUCGUGCAUCAUUCUCCCACUAAAACAUCCCAAGAUGCAAACUUAAGUAAUGAUGGGAGUUUUCAUAAUAUGGGUAGUAAUUCUACAACUCAAGAGAGUUUACCACCAUCAAAUAAUUAUGAACAGACAUUUUCUAAUGAAAUUCAACAAAAUAUGGAACAAAUGGAUGAGAGUAGGACAAAUAAUUUAGCUGCAGAGCAAAUGGCAACUCAGUCUGAGGCUAUGGGUAUGAACAAUGUUGAGGCUUCGGCUGCACAAUUACCUCAGCAAGCGCAACAGCAUCAACAACAACCACCACCACCACCCCCACAACAGCAACAACAACCAAACAUGACACCAACACGUACUCCAAGUUGUCCCCCUCCGUAUAGUAACAAUGUUAAAGCUGUGUUUUCACCUCAACCACCUACUCCUAUAAACAAUAUGCCAAGUUCUAAUGCGGGUAUGACUAGUAAUUAUAAUUCAGUGGAAAUUGAUGUUACACAGUUAGGUUUGGAAUCUCCUACCUCUAUAAGUAGUAGUGAAAUGGCUAAUAACUCUGUCGGUAGUGUAGAAAAUGCUCCUGCCAUGUCAAUGAGCUAUUCAGACUGUGCUCACAUGCAACAAAUACAGCACAUGCAACAGUACUGCAAUAAUGCACCACGGGGUACACGUUUUAUGGACACUGUGAAUCCAAUGGGGCAAGUGCCUAUGCCAGUUAGUAGUACUUCCAACACUCACUUCCAACAUAUGCCAACCGUUUCCAAUCCACAGAAUUACGGAUCUCCUGCCAAUCAUCGUUAUAGUCCAUCAAUCUUGCCGCCCCCUCAAAGUACGCAAAGACUGAUGCAUAGUAAUAAUACACCCUGUGCAAUGAUUGGACGUCAGCAAUCUCAAACCCCAACCUAUACAACUAAUAUUGGUGGUAGUUUGGCCAAACUUCAACAAAUGACAAAUCAUAUAGACAAUAUCAUGCCUGAAAAUACCAUGACACCACCUCCAAAUCUAACCCCACCUCCUGUCAACAUGACUCCACCACCAGGCAUGAUUCGUAUGACAACACCACCCAUUCCUAAUCUCCAGCCAAACUUAUCAGCAUCAUCGCUUAUGGCACAACAGUGCAGUAAAUAUAACCGCCGUCAAUCAUCUUCUUCAUCGUCAGUGCGUAAGAGUCCGAGUGUGACACCAAAUGUGACUGUUAAUCCGAAUAUGACAUUUACACCUAAUGUGACAAUACAGCCAGGUUCUGGUAUGUUACCUCGUUACAAUAAUAUGUUUAAUAGUUAUCAGAUGCAGAACCCUAUGAUUAAUCCUGGUUAUAUAACCGCUAAUCAUGGCUUCCUUAAUCAACUUAAUCAGCAACAAUUACCCAUGCAGAUGCAAAUGAUGAAUAUGAAUAUGAAUAUGCACAUGCAGCCACAACGUUUUCAACAACAAAUCCAACAGAUGCAACAUGGGCAACCCAAUAAUCCUAUGUACGGUUAUGGCUACGGUCUACCUAUGAACGGAGUGAUGCGUCGAUAGAAUUGUAUGUUCGUGAAUAGAAACUCAUAUCUUAUAGUGCCCAAAAACUUGUGUUAUAUGAGUUGAUCGUGUUCUUAAGGGUAUCGCGUCACUCGUACUAUAUCUCCUGUGCUCAACUCGACUAUAUCAGUGUUUAUGUGUUGAAGAAUCUUUUUAUUGUGCUGAUAUUAAUUGUUUUGAGAGAGUAUGAAAUACAGACUAUUAAAGUGUAUAUAUAGAUAUAUAUAUAUAGAUGAUGAUACCAGUACUGUUAUGGUAAUUUGUUAUUUUGUGGUCAUGUACUCAACCUUGUAAGAAAGCAGAUCUUAAUUAUAUUCAUGAUCAUUUGUAAAUAUUGUUUUCAUUUAUAUAAAUAUUCAUUAUCACCUUGGACAGAGGUUUUGUCCCUAACUUAAGCAGAUCUUCAUUUCUAUAUUGUAUGUAAUAUUUUUUUUUCCUUUAAAUCUUGGAUGCCAAGGACCACAAUUAUCUCAUUGAAGGGCGGAGUAAAAGUUAUACUCCUGUUAUAUUAUGCUGUGAUUGUUGUGUUAGUAUAACACUAGGAAUUGUCAGGGGUGACAGUCACCUACCAGACUCCCUGUCAGUAUUAAUAUUUUGCAUUGUGUACAUGAUUUAUUCUAUGUGGACAUCACGCAGCAAAAUCCGUCAGAUGUCUCAGGAUAGCAAAAAACAAAAUAAAAAAUCGAAAAUGAUUAUCCAAUGAAUUAUAUUGUUGUACAGUUUCUAUUUCAUCCUUCCAAAUAGACAUUUUAUCAGAUUACUAUUAUAUCUGAUAUAUAUUAUUUUUGUCUAGAUUGUAAAGAAAUUGUUUAAAUAUGUACAUUGUGCAGUUUGAAAAAAAUAAAUUAUUAUAAUUCAAUAAGUUAAAA